This is a messenger RNA of Lingula anatina, 1498 nucleotides long. RefSeq names its product transmembrane protein 60-like. The record is from RefSeq and is a predicted model, not a curated record. Lineage: Eukaryota; Metazoa; Brachiopoda; Lingulata; Lingulida; Lingulidae.
UCAUACAGCGAGCUCUGUUUACGUGGUUCAUGGCGUUAAUUUUCCUCAUUUUACUUGUUUUGAAGCUCGAUGACAAGGUGGAUUGGAACUGGUUCAUCAUCUUCAUUCCCAUGUGGCUGUAUGACAUCGGAGUCGUCAUUUACGUCUUUGUCACCAUGGUGCGUCACUGUAAAAACCGCGCCUACCACGACCGAGGACUCGUUAGCAUAAAAAGGCGGGCGUGGUACCUGACCUCGUUAUUCAUGAAACUCAUCUUUGAAAUUAUACUGUGUCUGAGGUUCCAGUAUGUUUCUUCGCUAUCACUUUUUUAUGUCAUGAUUCCGCUGUGGAUAUUACUAAUUGGGUCAGUCGUAGAUGUGGGGAAAAAUGUCAUAGGACAGUAUCUGCCAGACAGGUCAUCAUGACACCAGAUGGUGCUAGUGGACAGGAUGACAUUGUGAAACUAAAGGAUCCUUGGUGCAGAACAAGGAGACUGUGACACUAGAGGGCCCUAGUGAACAAGACAGGAUUUUGUGACACCAGGGCUCCAUGCUACACAGGACAGUAUUGUGAAACUACAGGGCCUUUGGUGCAGGACAAGGACACUUUGAAACUAAGGGGCGCUAGAGUGUUCAGGACAAGAUACUACUAGUACAUCACUGAGGGUCCUUACCACACAGGACAUUAUAUUGUGACAACAGGGGUCCCUACUGUACAAGACAAGAUGUGACACCAGAAGUCCCUACUAUACAGGACAAGAUGUGACACCAGAGGUCUCUACUACUAGUAUACAGGACAAGAUGUGACACCAGGGGUCCCUUCUGUACAGGACAAGAUAUGAUACCAGAGGUCUCUACUGUACAGGACAAGACAUACUGUCACCAGAGGGACCUAGCGUGCCCAUUUGAUCUAUUCUGAUGGAUUGAAACAUUUCCUGAGACACAUGAAUAUUUCUGUUGCAACUGGAACACUGGUGACCAUCAUUUGACGGAAGAAGGCUUGUUAACUUAUAACAUGGUCUCUUUACAGUAAAGUUUAGAAAAAAAUUAAUGGCAGUAAACAAAUGAAAGUUUUAAGGCCACAAUCACCCAAUUAAGUAAAAAGACUUCAGUUGAAUAGCUUAAAAGGUGCUAGAGUGAGUCUUUUGGGAGUCUGUGGCUGAAUCACUUGUUACUAAUAAAAAUAAAGUUGAGUCAAGAAUAACAUCAUAGUUAUUAAUUGCAAAUAUGUCUUUUUUCCCCAAUCGUUGAAAAAAUGUACACACUGUUGAGUAAAAAAAAAAAAAGAAAAAACUUUCUAUUUCAUUUCCUGAAUAUCUUUGUAACCUGUUGUGCAUAGUUAAAAAUUGGCGGUGAUUAUGCUGUUAAACAUUAUUUAAUAGUGACUAAAAACCCUAUUUUGAACAUUGCCACCAUAAAGACCACUUAUCGAAAACCGUGUUACUAAUAAUUUUCAAACUCCAAAGAUUAAUAGAGCUGAUAUACAGCUUGAUUUAAAAAACAGGUUAUCAUUAAUUGAA